Messenger RNA from Fusarium pseudograminearum CS3096, 969 nucleotides. RefSeq lists its product as uncharacterized. Bases 1 to 969 code for a protein of 322 amino acids. NCBI's taxonomy places the organism in Eukaryota, Fungi, Ascomycota, Sordariomycetes, Hypocreales, Nectriaceae. The record is from RefSeq and is a predicted model, not a curated record. The transcript has a single exon.
AUGAACAAUCCCUGGGAACUAGACCACUAUCGCGAGGAGUUAGUCUCUGUCAACAUCGACGCCCCUCAACCACAACAACUCUUCCUUUCCGUCCGUGGCCCACCAAGAACAACCCCUAAGCAGCCCGUUGCUAUCAUAGAGUGUGGUGCCGCUGCAACCACCCGCUGGUGGACUGUCGUUCAACGUCUCUUAUGCCCGACGCUCCGUGUCUACUGCUAUGAUCGGGCUGGGCUAGGCCGCAGCGGACAUGCCGUGGUGUUUCCUCGCACAGCAUCCAGUAUGGCGUUUGAACUGGAAAGGUUGUUUGAAACCGUUGGUGUUGAGCCGCCUUUCAUCUUAAUUACUCACUCAUAUGGUGCUAUCAUUACUCGGGAAUUUCUUGCUCGUCUUCCUAGCCCCAAGCAAUCCGUUGUCGGGAUGUUGUUUGUCGAAUCCAACCAGGAGAAGACACACCAAAAGCUUAUAGUUUCAAGCCAUCUCACCACUAGCUUGAGUGGUCUGAAUAGUCUUGUGUCAACAGGGCUUUACCAAGAUCACCAGUAUAGCCAGGCAGAGGUGGAGGCAAUUCUGAAGUACGAGUCCGGCACUACGACGAAUACAAGCGACAAGCCAUCGGCAGCCAUCUCCGAGUUGGAAAAUAUGGAGUCCAGCGCGAGAGCCCUUGCGGAUCGAGAACAGUUACAAAAGCACAUACUUAGCCCAAAUCCCAUUACUGUAAUGCGAGGAGACAUAACACGAGAUCUCCGACGAUUAUUUAAGACAUCAGUUGUAAUGCAUCAGGGAGCGGAGGAGAUAGAGUCGCUUUUAGAGCACUUUGCCUGCGUUGAUAGGCAGUUGCAGCGAGAAAUCCUUCAGCUCUCGCAUAGUGCACGGUUUAUCCAGGCGAAGAAAAGUGGUCACCAUAUUGAAGCUACAGAGCCAGAAUUAAUUACAGCUGAAGUUAGGCGGAUACUAAAGCUAGUUAGAUAA